GAAGCACGCGUCCCCAGCUCUCGCUUCCGGGUCAUAGGUGAAACACCAGGUGGACCUUCCCACGUGGAGGGAAACGAAAAAGAAGCACCGUGGGAACCGGCAGCGUCCCAGGUUUAAAAAAUGACAUCCCUCGCUCACCAGCUUAAGCGCCUUGCGCUCCCUCAGAAUGACCCCAGUCUCUUGUCUCGAAGUGAAGUAGCAUCACUACUGUUUGACUGUAAGGAAGCUGCCAAUAUUGACAGGGAUACAUUUUUUGCAAUAGGGUGCACUGGGCUAGAUGAGCUGAUGGGGAUUGAUCCUUCCUUUGAGAUUUUUCAGCCGACACUUUUCAGUCAAAAGUCCAAAGGUUUGGAACGCAGUGUCCAAACAAAGGCAGUAAACCAGCAGCUGGAUGAAAAUAUUUCAUUGUUCCUGAUUCACUUGUCUCCUUACUUCAUGCUCAAACCAGCGCAGAAGUGCCUGGAGUGGCUGAUUCACAGGUUCCAUAUUCAUCUGUACAACCAGGACAGUUUGAUUGGCUGUGUUUUGCCCUAUCAUGAGACGAAGUUGUUUGUGCGAGUUAUCCAGCUUCUGAAAAUUAGUGACCCAACUCAAAGGUGGCAUUGGCUGUAUCCGAUUCAGAAACCAGGAGUCCCUCUUGCAAGGGGAACUUUGAUCACACACUGCUACAAAGACCUGGGUUUCAUGGAUUUCAUAUGCAGUCUAGUGACAAAAUCUUUAAAGGCCUUUUCACUAUAUCCAGGGAACUUAUCACAAUUGAGAGUCCUGUUUACUUUUUAUGCCUCUACAAUUGUGUCUGCUCUUGUGGCUGCAGCACGUAUAACAGACUCUCUAGUUUCGAGGCUGCUUCCUUAUAUCCAAAAGGGUUUGAAGUCGACAUUGGUGGAUUACAGAGCAGCAACCUACAUGAUUAUAAGCCAGUUGGCUGUGAAGAUGACAAUGGAAGUAUCUCUGGUUCGUUCCCUGGCGUUGCAAAUCAGCAAGACUUUGACCAAAACACCCUCUCUUAUCAAAGAGGGCUUAGGCUGCCUCAUCAUCCUGCUACAGAGUCAGAAGGAGGAAGGGCUUGGGAAAAAGCCGUUUACCUAUCUGUGUAAUGUUCCCAAUGUGAUUGCCAUCCUUCAUGAAAUUUCAGCAGCUCACGAUGUCAGUCCAAUUUUGCAUUACCUCUUGCGACACCUAGUUCAAUCAGUUAUUUAUGGAAAAACAGAAAUGGAAGAGAAAUCUGACUUGGUUGGUUAUGAAACCUCCAUAAAACAUCUAGAAGCUAUAGUUACAAGUAUACCUUUAGAAAAAGAUUUGGAUCGUUUAUUGGCCUGUAAAUUUCUGGAAGGGUAUAUCUCGUAUGGUGUAGAGAGUGACUCUGAUCCUGGCAAAAUGGCUGAGAUGAAUAAGCAGCUGCUUCCUCUAAUCAGGCUUUUUGAAAGAAAAUAUUCUGCAACACUAGAUUUGGUACUGGAGGAAUAUCUGAAAGAUGUUAGAAAUCAGAAGGAGCAGGAUCUCUUCCACCAGUUUAUUUCUCUUUCCGUGAGUGGUGGUAAAUACCAGUUUCUAGAAGAUUCCGAUACGUCUCUGUUGCUUAGCCUGAAUCAUCCGCAGCCAGCGGUCAGAGUACUGGCUGUUCAGCAAUUGAAAGAAAUCAUUCAAGCAUCAAAGGAAGGCUUUGACGACUCCUUUAUAGAAGAGGCAAUUUUAGCACGACUUAAGGAUGAUAAUCUAGAUGUGAUUAUGUCAUCUCUUGGUACAUUGGAGACCUGGUUGCUUAAUUCAAAGACUUUUGAUGAACAAAUUGGCUUCAGUCUGUUGUGUCUUUUUGAAAGAGCUGACCUCUCAAAGGAUGAAAAAUGGUGCAAGAUCCUGGAGGCUGCAAUACACCUUUUAAUCAAAGAAGAGAUUCUUAAAGAGAAUAAAGAGCUCUUAAACCAAUUAGUCCUAAAAGCGCUGCCAUUUAUAGUUAUAACUAGCUGUGAUUCUAACUCUGCCGAAUGGAAAGUGGCACUUUGUGUAGCAGAUUCUGGUCUUUGCUCCCUACAUCCUUUGCUGAAAGGCUGGCCAAAAGCUUUCAAAAACGUGGUUAAAGUUUCUAAGUCAGAAGACGUGAUAGGUGCAUCCAAUGCAAAACUGAUCAGCCUCUUGACAGAGAACCUAAAUUCACAGGAUUCUUCCUUCACUUUACAAAUGGUGGAAGGUCUCAUCCGUAUUGCUGAGGAGUCUCAUUCAGGGCUACAGAAGAUAACCGCUCACAUUAUCAGCUCUGUUCUUGUCCAGUCCUGCUGCAGUAGAUCGCAAGCAGAAGAGUGUCGUUUGUCACUGGCUUUGAAGGUCUUCUAUCUUUUGAGGAGAAAAGUACAAAAAUUUGAAGACACUUACCAUGCAGAGGCAUUUCUCUGCGAUUUCACAUCUGCUCUUAGUGACCUGCUCUUAGAGGCAUUAACAACAUAUAUACAAAAGUUAAAUGCUGGAGAAGCUGUGGCUGUAGAAGAUUCUGUCUUGCUCGUCGUUUGGCUCAGAAGCUUUAUUCAAGGCCUGCUGCCUCCAGAUUCCUUUUUGAAAGAGUUGUGGUGGAACCCUGAAACUUUAAGUGAAGCGAGCAAAAACUACUUACACCUGCUGUUGGAGCUCUUUGACAUUCUGGUCCGUGGAGCCAGUGAGGGAAUCUAUGCUGAUCAUUUUCGUGCAAUGAUGAAACUUCUGUUUCAGGUACAUUUGAAAAAUCCAGAGCAUGAAUUCAGAUUCCUCUCAGUCUUAUGGACGUACAGUUACAACCUUUCAAAUCAGCUGAACGUUGUGAUGGAUGCCGUGCAACAGACUCGGGCUUUGUACAUUGGGCAUGCCAUGCUUGCAUCGCAGUCUGUGCAGAGGAAAAAACAACUGACAUCAGCAAACUCCCCAGUGGUCAUAGCUUUGCUGAUCAAUUUGGGAAGUCCUGUGAGAGAAGUACGAAGAGCUGCUGUAAACUGCCUUCAUUCCUUAAGUGAAGUAAAAGAAUCUGUAUUUCAUCAAAUCAUUCAUAAUUUAGUGCAGAAAGCUGAGGAGAUAAUAUCUGACCAAAAUUACAUAAACCAGUGCCUUCAUAAUUUGUUUGAAGUACAACAAACUCAACACAAGCAAAAGACACAGCAGCAGAAGUUGUCAGGAGCACUGGAAGCAUUACUUAAGUGUGUGCAAACUACCAAAUGUCCUUCAUACGUUGCAAGGAACCUGAUGAAAAUUCUUCAUGAAGUCAACGGCCAGGUGGUGCUUUCUUACCUGCUGCCUGUCCUGGAUCGAUUAUUGGAGAAAGCUCUUAAGGGAUCGGAGGGGAUGUUAAAAGAUGAAGCUCUUCUUCUGCAUCUCAUCCUUGGGAAGUACAAUGAGCAUUCAGCUGCCCUCCUUUGCACAAAUCAGCGCUGUCUGGAUUUGUUCAUCAAAGCACUGCACGUCUCACAGGAAGUCUACAAAGGAUUGACUUUCCAGAUUAGAGCUCUUGGGCAGAUUACAAAACCAUUCUUUGCCGCAUUGCCAGAUGGGAAGGUUCAACAAAAGAUAUUGGGAGUUUUGUUUGAUUUACUGCUAAAUUGCAAAAAUCCACUUUGUGCACAGACCAUCGGCAGUGUUUUUAAAGGGAUUUCAGUUGAUGCUGAGCAAAUUAGUGUGGAAUUGGAACCUUUACCGAAAACUAAGAAUGUAGCUACUGUUCACCAGACAAGAAGGCAGAAGAUGCAGCAGCAGAGAAAAGUUCAGGACCAGGAAUGUGGACAAGAAGAAAGCAGUAUGAACUGGCACAGAGUCACGCUUAUCCUGGAAUUGCUGCAACACAAGAAGAAGCUCAAACACCCACAAGCACUGAUACCUACUCUCUUCAGCCUGCUGGCUAGAUGCCUGGAACCUUCUGCAGAACAUGAAAAUCUGGAAUACACAAAGCAGCUAGUGCUUGGUGGCCUGUUGAACAUUUGCCAGAAACUGUCCCCAGAUGGUACCAGGAUAAAAGCAGGUAUCCUUGAUGAAGAGAAGUUCAAUGUCGAGCUGGUAGUCCAGUGCAUCCGGGUUUCGGAGAUGCCUCAGACCCAUCACCAUGCUUUGCUCUUGCUGGGUGCAGCUGCAGGGAUGUUUCCUGGUAAAGUGUUACACAACAUCAUGCCCAUUUUCACCUUCAUGGGGGCAAAUGUCAUGCGACUGGAUGAUGCUUACAGUUUCCAAGUGAUUAAUAAGACAGUGAAGAUGGUUAUUCCUGCUCUAAUACAGGCCGAGGAAGAUGGCGGUUCUUCAGAAACUCCAGGGAAUGUGGAAGGGGUGGUGGUUAAAAUAAUCCGUGUGUUUGUGGAUGCUUUGCCUCAUGUGCCUGAGCAUCGGCGCCUCCCAAUCCUAGAGCAGCUGAUAAGCACUUUGGGAGGGGAGCGGUUUCUCUGGAUUCUUCUCGUGUUGUUGUUCGAACAGCAUGUGACAAAAUCUGUGGCUGCCGUAGCCAAUGGGGAGAAGGAUGCUGUUUUGGAGACUGAUACGGAAUUCUGGAUUUCCGUAUGCUGCGAAUUUAGCGUAAUCCAACAGUUACAGAGUUUGAUGAAAGUCCUGGGCUAUUUAACAAAGCUGCCAGAGAACAAAGAAGAGGACCCUGGGCAAAAGAAAUCGAGGCUCCCCAAGAAAAAACCACAGAGGCAGGAAACGGAGCUCUUUGAUGUGGAGUCUCACUCUGGCAAACAGCUGAGGCACUUCAAAUUCCUGUCCAUCUCCUUCAUGUCACAGCUCCUAGCUUCACACAGUUUUGUGAAAAUGGUGGUUGAAUGUGAAAACGCUGAGGAGUUAAAGGUCUUUGAGCAAAGAUUGUUGGAAGAAGUUCUUUGCUACAUCAAUGCUGUGGCACAAUCAGUGGAAAAAAAUGCCGACACUCAAACAGCAAAAUUCUGGAGGGCUCUGCUCAAUAAGUCCUAUGACGUUCUGGAUAAGGUCAAUGCCUUGAUGCCAACGGAAACCUUCAUCCCUGUCAUCCAAGGCCUGAUGGCCAACCCACUGCCUUCUGUGAGACGUAAAGCCAUGGACCUCUUGAACAAUAAGCUGCAACAACGCACACAGUGGCAGCAAUCACAAGUUGAGUUGCUGUUAGAAUUGGUUCCCCAUCUCCUCGCAGUUGUGCGGCAUGAUACAAGUGAGGCCAGCGGGGAGCCAGAGCAGGCGAUCAACAGGCAGACGGCGUUGUUCAGCCUGAAGCUGCUGUGCAAGUGUUUCGGCCCAGAAAGGCACGAGCCAUUUGUGCCUGUGCUGAAAACCGCCAUCGACGUGAUUUCUUCGGAAAGGAAAGAAAGAAACGUUGCAGGAAGUGCUUUGCUCUGCGCAGCUGAGGUCACCUGUGUGCUUAAAGCACAGGCCAUACCUCACCUACCAAGGCUAAUGCCAGCAUUGCUGAAAAUACUAAAACACAAAAAGGAGUUGGUUGCCAGUGAAAUUUACUUGCUUAGCUCAGUGACGGCUCUAUUGAAGGUUGUAGAAACCUUGCCAUGCUUUCUCAGUCCGUAUCUCCAGGAUAUUUUGCUGCAGGUGGUCCGUUUGGAAAGAAUUGCCGUUGAAAUGGGCCCUUUAUCUCCUGUUAAUCUACGUGUGACGUCUCUGAAAAACACCCUGGCAACGACACUUCCACCGAGAGUCCUUUUGCCAGCAGUUACGAAAUGUUAUGAUGAAAUUGCAAUUGUUUCUAAGAACAAUCUAGGUGCACUUAUGGAUAUUCUGAAGGAGCAUAUUGUAAUUCUAGAAAAAGACUCACUAGCUGCCCAUCAGUCUGAGCUAACAGCGUUUUUCUUGAAGGCCUUGGACUUCAGAGCUGAGCAUUCUCAGGAUGACCUGGAGAACAUUGGGAAGACGGAGGCUCAUAUUAUUAAGUGCUUAAUCAGCAUGGUUAUGAAGCUUUCUGAAAUGUCUUUUAGACCAUUCUUCUUCAAGCUCUUUGACUGGGCCAAAACGGAGGGAGCCUCUCGGGAGAGGCAGCUGACUUUCUGCCGACUGGCAGAUUGCAUUGCCGAGCAGCUAAAAGGACUCUUCACUCUCUUUGCUGGCCAUUUAGUGAAGCCAUUUGCGGACACACUGAACCAGAUCAAUACUUCCCAAACAGAUGCAGAGGAAGCUUUCUUUGACUCUGAGAACAACACUGAAAAGAGCUGUUUAUUGCUACAGUUCAUCCUUGAUUGUCUCCACAAAAUCUUCCUCUUUGAUUCCCAUCAUUUUGUGAGCAAAGAGAGAGCAGAAACAUUGAUGAUGCCUUUGGUCAAUCAGCUGGAAAAUAUGCUUGGGGGAGAAGAGAGGUUCCAGGAGAGAGUGACAACUCACUUGAUCCCAUGCAUAGCUCAGUUUGCAGUUGCAAUGGCAGAUGACUCUUUGUGGAAGCCACUGAAUUAUCAGAUUUUGCUGAAGAUGAGGCAUGCAUCACCCAAGGUUCGAUUUGCUGCCUUGUUAACUUUGCUAGAACUUGCACAAAAAAUAAGAGAGAACUACAUGGUGCUACUUCCCGAGUCUAUUCCUUUCUUGGCAGAGCUUAUGGAAGAUGAAUGUGAAGAAGUGGAACACCAGUGCCAGAAGACAAUUCAGCAGCUUGAGGUUAUUCUUGGAGAACCACUGCAGAGUUACUUCUAAGACUAUCCAUGGUCUUUUUCUUUUCAUCAUUCUCAAUAAUAUUUAAACAUAAACGGUGAACAUUUUUUUAAUGUUAAACAAGAAUUUUAAUUGUAUACAUUUUUUUCCACUCUGAAUUGUGAUAUUAAAAAAACAUUCAUUUAUAAA
Molecule: messenger RNA, 6744 nt
Organism: Podarcis raffonei (Aeolian wall lizard)
Lineage: Eukaryota; Metazoa; Chordata; Lepidosauria; Squamata; Lacertidae
Gene: HEATR1
Product: HEAT repeat containing 1
Exons: 45
Coding region: 121-6597 (2158 amino acids)
Biological process (GO): positive regulation of transcription by RNA polymerase I; maturation of SSU-rRNA from tricistronic rRNA transcript (SSU-rRNA, 5.8S rRNA, LSU-rRNA)
Cellular component (GO): t-UTP complex; small-subunit processome; 90S preribosome
Molecular function (GO): snoRNA binding
Source: RefSeq, a predicted model, not a curated record